AUGUGCUUCUCUAUUCGGCAGCACAGCCGUCGCUCGUCUGCCAAACCACCCGUACCUGACAACCGGCCAGGCGGCCGAAACGUCCUGCGCCUGCUCGUCGACACAACCACCCUCAUAUCGCCCACCCACAAUGGCCACCAUAAACGGCGGCUGGUCGUGACGACCAAAGACCUCGCCGACGCAACGGAGGCCUAUCCAAACAGCCCGGUUAUUUCUCUCGGCGAUACGACCCUCGCGCGUCUCGAACACAUCUUCCGCGAGCUUUGCGGUCGCUCGCCGACGUUUUACAAAGCCCUUCCAGCCGUCUUGGUGUCUUCCCCGUCGCUCUCGCGACGGCAGCUGGCUCGCUUCUUUGAGGAUACACAGGGUGAAACGCUGGCUGUGCCUCUAGAGAAAGAACGGUACAAGUUUGAAGAGUUCCUCGAGGUCUGGUGCUACCAGUAUGGCUGGGCCGCUGCGCGGCCACCGCAAGUGGCCGAGGUGUUAGAUCUAUCGUUUCCCAUCUCGCACUACUUUAUCAGCAGCAGCCACAACACGUAUCUGGUCGGCAACCAGCUUUCGUCUGAGGCGUCUGUCGGCGAGUAUCAAAAGGUCCUUGAAAACAACUGCCGUUGUAUUGAGAUUGACGUCUGGAACCCGCCGACAAAAGCCAGCCGACAGACCACCGGCCGUAAGACCGCCAACAAGCCGUCAAGUCACCGCCGUCAUCUUUCAUCGAGCUCUGUGGCCACGUCUAUACACGAAAGCUUCGAGGCCAUCUCAAAUUUGCUCGCGACGAAAAUCUCGCGAAGCCGUGCGUCGAGUUUCAGCCAGCAGAGCAUCACUGCGCCCACCCAUAUCGAAAAUGCCGACAGUGACGGUGGACCACCAUGCUCCAACGCCCUAGAACGGGAUGCGCUGGCCAAGCUCAAGGAACGUGACAGCACGCUUGUCCCGGAGGAGGCUAUUGACGGGGACGAUGAGGGUAACGAGACGCAUGAUGCCUCGUCGGCUGGAGACGGUUCAGAAACACCACAGACGUCACAGGAUCCGUCUGAGCCCACCAUUGCCACGAUUUCGGUUACAGCACCCGACACCGAGAUUGCCAUACCGGCAGAGGUGCCAGACAGCAUUGAAGCGACCGGUGACGACGAGCCUGUUGUCAUGCACGCGCACAACAUCCUCUACAGCGACUGGACGCUGGGGACGCACGUUCCUUUCCGUGACGUGUGCAGGGCUGUUCGCCACACCGCCUUUCGAACCAACACGCUGCCCGUCAUCGUGAGCCUCGAGGUACACACAAACGCCGUGCAGCAGAGAAAAAUGGUUAAAAUCAUGAAAGAGGAAUGGGGCGAGUUCCUUCUAGACCAGGCCCUGGAAGGGACUGAUCCGCGCCUGCGGCUCCCCACACUGGGUGAGCUUCAGAAUAAGAUCCUCGUCAAGGUGAAGAAACCUUACACACCACAAUGGACAUCGGCUGGAACAAACAACACAGCCAGCUUGCAAGGGCUCGGCCUCGGCGCAUCACUGACGGUCAUGUCUACAAUGGAUAACAGCGGUGGCACAUCAGGUUCCGAGGACGACUUGUCAUCGACAAAUGUUAACGUGGCCGCCACCAAAAACUCUCGCAUCACUGAGGAACUGGGCAACCUCGCUGUUUAUACAGAAAGCCGCCACUACCACUCCUUCUCCAAUCGGGAUGCAAAGCUGCCGUCGCACAUCUUCAGCCUCAGCGAAACGACCAUCCAAGCACUGCACCUCAAGAACCACGAAGAACUAUUCUUGCACAACAAGAAGUACAUGAUGCGGGCCUAUCCGAACGCGACGAAGCACGUCACAAGCUCCAAUCCUGAUCCGGCUUGCUGCUGGCGUCGUGGCGUGCAAAUGGUGGCUCUCAACUGGCAAACAUUGGACAAGGCGAUGAUGCUGAAUCACGGCAUGUUCGAAGGAUCCAACGGCUGGGUCCUGAAGCCGCCCGGUUACCGCGGCGCGCCCACAGCUACGGGCACUGCUGCUAGCAGUGUCGCUGGUGACAGUGCCAUCGCAACGCCUAUCAAUAUGACCCCACGGACGACAAAAACACCAAUAUCAAGUCCGAACCCCAAUAUCGGCUUGAGAUCCAAGAUCUGCCCUGUUGGCACGGCCGAGCCAGUCCAGACCAUUGACCUUUACAUCACCAUCUACGCCGGUCAGCAUCUGCCGUUGCCGCCAGCAUUCCAAAGGAAGCAGAAAAAAAAGCUUGGCGGCGUGGCCAACAAAACAUCGUCCACAGCCGGUGUGGUCACGGGACGUGGGCAUGCACACUUCCAGCCAGUAGUCAAGUGUGAGCUGAAUGUGGAGCACCACGAGGAGCGCUGUCCAGAGACGGUUGGGGCGGCUACGUCGCACCCACUGUCGCACUCGUCAACACCGCCGAAGCCCAUCACAAGACGCGCCUCAUCCGUCGCCACGGCUGUGAGCGCGUCCCAGGCGGCGACAACAGCAACAGGGUCGCCGGCCGCGGCCGCGGCACUCAAGCUGGCCGCCUCACAGGUGCAACUCCCUGAGGCUGUUCUCAAGCAGAAGACGUCGCCCGGUGAGACCGACCACCCAGAUUGGGGCGUGCAGGGCGAGACGCUGCGCUUCCGAAAUAUUACAGGCAUCGUCGAGUCGCUGAGCUUUGUAUCGUUCUGUGUCGAGGACGAGGGUUCGAAAAACACACAGGAACGUGCCAAGCUAGCCGCUCUCGGACGAAACGACACACUGGCCGGAUGGACCUGUAUCCGUCUUGACCGGCUCCGGACGGGCUACCGCUUCGUCAGCCUGAUGGAUGCCCGCGGCCACCCGACAGAGGGUAAGCUGCUGGUGCGGAUUGAGAAGCUCGUGCGAUAG
Messenger RNA from Sporothrix schenckii 1099-18, 2850 nucleotides. Its product is annotated as phospholipase c. The transcript has 4 exons. The record is from RefSeq and is a predicted model, not a curated record. Gene Ontology annotation, molecular function: phosphatidylinositol-4,5-bisphosphate phospholipase C activity. Gene Ontology annotation, biological process: phosphatidylinositol-mediated signaling; lipid metabolic process. The coding region runs from base 1 to 2850 and encodes 949 amino acids. Lineage: Eukaryota; Fungi; Ascomycota; Sordariomycetes; Ophiostomatales; Ophiostomataceae.